CUUUCUUUCUUCAUCUUCCUCGUCGAAUAUCCUAAUCUCUAUUUCUCCAAUUCUCCUCCCUACUUCCAAGUUUUCAAACGCUACAAAAUACUCGGAGUUUCGUUCUGAGACAUCCCUCGAUCUACUCUCCGUAUUGUAGAACUAGAGAAGAAGGGCGCAUCCAUGGGUGGGGGAGGCGAACACGGUCACGCAGAAGGAGCACAUGGAGAUUUCAGAGCCAAGGUAUGGAGCAUGACCGGAGGCCCGUAUUGCAGGCCUAAACAUUGGAAGCGAAACACGGCAAUCGCCAUGUUCGGCGUCUUUCUCAUCUGCAUUCCCAUCGCCAUGAAAUCCGCUGAGCUCGAGCAACGUCCGCAUCAUCCUGUCCGUCCAAUUCCUUCGCAGCUCUGGUGCAAGAAUUUUGGAAAUAAGGAAUAUUAGUUGUACUUCUUUUAGACUAUAAGGACAAUAAUGGUUAAACCUCCCUAUCUUGCCAUCUAGCAAUGGCAAAGAACAAAGUGUGCUUUCUUUUGGUUACUGCAAAGGAUCUGUUUAGUACGUGGUGUGUUUUUUGUAAUGUCUGGGAACAAUUGAAUCUGUACGCUUGAUGGAUCGACGACCAAUCACCAUCAAACUUGUUCAUUCUACUCAGUGUCAAACAUAAUGUUGGAUUAAUCAGGCUUA
Messenger RNA from Nelumbo nucifera (sacred lotus), 663 nucleotides. RefSeq lists its product as uncharacterized. The record is from RefSeq and is a predicted model, not a curated record. Lineage: Eukaryota; Viridiplantae; Streptophyta; Magnoliopsida; Proteales; Nelumbonaceae.